Messenger RNA from Branchiostoma floridae (Florida lancelet), 2976 nucleotides. RefSeq names its product solute carrier family 52, riboflavin transporter, member 3-B-like. The transcript is spliced from 3 exons. Gene Ontology annotation, molecular function: riboflavin transmembrane transporter activity. Gene Ontology annotation, biological process: riboflavin transport. The coding region runs from base 300 to 1733 and encodes 477 amino acids. Gene Ontology annotation, cellular component: plasma membrane. Lineage: Eukaryota; Metazoa; Chordata; Leptocardii; Amphioxiformes; Branchiostomatidae. The record is from RefSeq and is a predicted model, not a curated record.
GCUGACUUGCGCAUGCAGUAUGCGAGAUGACAAAGGCCAAAAACGGGUGCGGUGGUUGGUGAGUCCUGUACGAGCAAGCAGGAAUUCCUGAAAGACAAGCACAGUCUAGACUUGAGAUGUAUUCGCCUUGCUUAACAAGAAACGGAUACUGAUCUCAAUGACCAGACCAAAGUGACUCUUCAGUCAUCAUCAUCCUCGGUCGGCUGCAGAGCAGGCGACUGCAAGUUUCCUCCAGUUCCGUCUAUCUUCAGUAGACUAGUCUCAAGGCACCAUCGGUUGGUACUGCACACACAUUCACAAUGAAGAAACUACCACUAAACCCUCUUGUCUACUUCCUCGUCAUUCUCUUUGGCUCCGGGUCCUGGAUCGCCAUCAACGGUCUGUGGGUGGAGCUGCCAAUCAUUGUCCAGCAGGCUCCGGAGUCAUGGAGUCUGCCCUCCUACCUGUCAGUCAUCAUCCAAUUGGCUAACAUCGGACCAAUCACGUUCACCCUAACAAGUGUGUUUGCACCUGGGAGAGUCAGUGUAAAAGCAGUGAUCUAUACGAUAGUCUCCAUUGGAACAGUGUCAUGCGCGUUGCUGCCAUUUUUCUGGAAGUACACAAGUUUUGUGGCAGGUGCCAAUCGAAGUGUCGCGUUGCUCGUCCUCACGUUCUUCCUGGCCGUCGUAGAUUGCACAUCUUCGGUCACAUUUAUGCCUUUCAUGGCGGUGUUCACCGUCCCUUAUCUCAACCCCUACUUCAUUGGCGAAGGGAUGAGUGGCUUCAUUCCAAGCCUGGUCGCCUUAGGGCAGGGAGUUGGUGGUAACCCUGACUGUCACAACGUGUCAAUCAUCAUCAACUCCACAGUCGUCAAUGGAACCGUGAAGAACAUCACAAAGUACACCAACGUGUACAUCACAAAAGACCCCAACUUUCCAACCGAGAACUUCUUCUGGUUCCUCUUCGCCAUGAUGUUGAUUUGUGGCAUCGCUUUCGUCUUGCUCAACCAUCUCCCAUUGGCUAAGAAGGAGCACGUUGGUGCUGUCAACGCAACAGACUCUCAAAAUGACGGCUUCUCCAAUCUUGGUUUAGAGAUGGAGCCUCGUGAACCAAACGGUUCAGUCGAAGCCUCUACCACCAAUGAGAGUGAUGUUGUCAGCGAUGGAAAGAACGUCAAAGGCCACAGCUCGGUUGCUGAUGAUCACCGUGAGGAUUGUCUGAUAACCAAGAAGAGAGGGCUGUCACGAGGAGGGUACAUCUACCUGCUGUGUGUCCAGGCUUGGGUCAACGCCCUCAGUAACGGCGUCCUCCCCUCCAUCCAGUCCUACUCCUGUCUCCCGUACGGAAACACCGCCUACCAUCUGGCCGUCACCCUGGGUAACAUGGCCAACCCGCUGGCCUGUUUCAUCUCCUUCUUCCUCCCCACCACGUCCUUCUUGCUGGUGGGGGUGUUGUCGCUGGCGGGAACGGCGGUGGGAGCGUACAUCCUGGCUCUUGCGGCGAUGAGCCCCACCCCUGUACUACUGGGGACGGAUGGAGGAGUCUUCUUGGUGAUUCUUGCAUGGAUCUUGGUGGUUGGGCUUUUCACCUACGUGAAGGUGACCAUCGGGUCCAUUUUCCGUCAGGAAGGACAGAGGGCGCUGCUGUGGUGUGGAGCAGUCAUGCAGGCGGGCUCCUGUGUCGGCGCCAUCGUUAUCUUUUUAUUUGUCAACGUGUUUCCCAUGUUCCAACAGAAUGAUGCCUGUGAACUCUGAUUUUUAUCCUAAUGCUGUAUCAGACUUUUUCUUCUACAAUGGUAGAGGUGUGUUUAGCAGAAAUGGGACUGUGCCUAUAAAAUUGUCCCUGAAAAAUAUUUGUCAUCUAAUGCUGGUUUACAUUCAACCAAAUCGUAACCUAUACGCAUUGUUUUUAAAACUUAAAAGUUGAUAGAACAUGUUUUUAAACUGCAAUAUUUUGAAAAUAUUUCUAAAAUAUUGCAAUUUGAAACUGCCGUUCAUCGAAUUGACAUCCCUACAUACAGUUUUUAUAAACAACGGAUAUAAGUUACCCCACGGAUAUAUGUGAACUAGCAUCAUGUACAAGAUGUCACGGCAUAAAGUAUAUUUUCAUUGGGCAUACUGUUUGAAUGUUUUCUGGAUGUUUGAUACCUAACACUUAUAAAUGACAUUUAUUAUGUGUAAACCAAUGAAGGCAAUGUGUAUGAAACACAACACACAUGGCAUUUGAGAGAAUUAUUUUCAAAGACAUGCACAUAAGCCAAGAAUGGACUCUUACACCACAAUGAGGUUUGCAUUCUUCAAUGUAAUCAAGAUCAUAAUCAACAGAUGAUAGUAUUUGUCAACGAAUCUAAAAUCAUCAAGUAAUAUGGAUUGCUGGUUUUAUUACUGUUGUGUCAUUAUGUGUUUUUCAAUUUCCUAUAUUGGUGUAAAGUUCACUAACUGGAAUUUUUAAAAUGUUCUAAAACCAUGGUAGCCUGCAUUCAAACAUUUCAUUCAACAUAUAUUCAUGGUAGACUUCAAUUAACAGUGGUACAAUUGCACAGCAAUCUACCAAUUUCUUGUCUUAUCACAAAAUCUGAUACACGGGUCAUAAUAAAAUUCGAGCAGCAUUCGCUUUUCUUCAACAAGUCAUAAGAUCUUGCCACCAUUAUAUUCACCUAUAUCACACAGUACGAAUCUUCAGACUAACGAGUGAAGCUGUUGUUUUAAGAUUAAAUUUCAACAAAACGUUAAAAAUGGUCCUAAAAUAUCAUUCAAUAAUAUGUGAUAAAACUGCUUGUAUUGGUCCUAAAUGUGCAAGACAUAUCACCAUUAUAUUCACCUGUAUCACACAGUAAAUAUCUCAGUUAAGAGUGGUUGCUUUGAAUGUUGAGUUUCAUCAAUAAGUAUUACUAAUUGGUACUAAAAAUGGAUCAUUCAAUAAUAUGUGACAACAUUGCUUGAAGUGGUCCUAAAUUUGCAAGACAUGUCUUGUCUUAGAGGAAUAUUCUAUCUAAGA